Parasteatoda tepidariorum (common house spider) is the source of this 2190-nucleotide messenger RNA. RefSeq names its product acetoacetyl-CoA synthetase. Gene Ontology annotation, molecular function: acetoacetate-CoA ligase activity. Lineage: Eukaryota; Metazoa; Arthropoda; Arachnida; Araneae; Theridiidae. Gene Ontology annotation, biological process: lipid metabolic process. The record is from RefSeq and is a predicted model, not a curated record.
CAAGCAUAAAAUGAUAAAAUAAAUUUCAAGCUUAUUGAAUGAGAUAAUUUAUUUCGUAGUUGAAUGAUAUUAAGAAUUGACGGAAAAAAAAUCCAGAUAACCAUUUUCUUCCGUUACUGGUAGCUUUUCAUUGUUGAAAAAAUGGAUCAUAAAAGCUUCGAAAACGUACCUUGCGUGUGGAAACCAAUUGGAAGCAAUGGUGUUUACUAUUCGAGAUUUGUUAAAUUAAUCGCAAAUAAGUACAAAGCUAAAAUUGAUAGUUAUUGGGAUCUUCACAAAUGGUCGAUCCAAAAUAUAGACAAAUUUUGGAAUGAAAUAUGGCAUAUUGUAGGAAUCAAAUGUUCGAAAACAUUCGAUAAGGUUAUUGAUUUAUCUGUUCCCAUGAGUGAUGUUCCGAAAUGGUUCAUUGGAGCUAAACUGAACUUAGCAGAAAACCUAUUGAGAUAUAAAGAUGAUCAUGUUGCUUUAAUUGCAAUAGGAGAAGAUAGAGAUAAAAAAGUUUAUACCUACGCUCAAGUAUUUGGAGAAGUUAAAAGAUAUGCUGCAGCAUUUCGGAAAAUUGGGCUCAAAAAAGGAGAUCUAAUUGUUGGUCAUUUAUCCAACAGAGAAGAAGCAUUGUUUGCAAUGUUGGGGGCAAACUCAGUUGGUGCUAUUUGGGUAGGAAUUCUUCCUUUAAUAGGAGCGCAGGCUGUAUUAGACAGAUUGAAGCUAGUUGAUCCAAGUAUUAUCCUCUCAGUAGAUCGUAUGAAAUAUAAUCAAGAAGAAAUUGGAAUGAUGCCUAAAUUAAAAGAAAUUUCUGAAGGUUUACCAAGUUUGACGAAAUUAAUUAUUGUUCCUUCAAAGCCUGAUUCUAUAAAAAAAGACAUAGCUGGCAUUCCCAAAAGCUGCUUUUUAGAAGAAUUUUUAAAUUUUGGACGAGAGAAGGAUGGCACAGUUCCAGAAAUAGUGUUCGAACAAAUGUCUUUUUCCGAUCCUAUAAUAAUAGGUUACACAUCUGGAACAACUGGCCCUCCCAAAGCCCUAGUUCACGAUCACGGAUGUCUUGUAACUUCUGCGAGGGAACAAUGCCUCUUAGGUGAUUUCAGUAGACAUGGUGUCAGCCUUUCCCUUUCUCCAGCUGGAUGGGCAACAUGGUUUAUGGGUGUUUUUACAUUUUAUAGUGGAAGCACUAAUAUCCUGUAUGAUGGAGUACCAUUCUUUCUUUCACCAACUCACAUAUGGGAUUUGGUAGACGAGUAUAAGCUAACUAGUCUCUUAAUAACUCCAAGUAUACUAGAUGACCUGGAAAAGAAAGGAUACUUGCCAACUGAUAAACACAAGCUUACUUCACUCUUUGCUAUAUUUUCUGGAUCAAGCAUUGUCAAACCGCGAAACUACGAUUUUGUUUGCAAAAAAAUUAAACCUGGUAUAUUAUUUGGUUCAGUUUAUGGUUCAACAGAAAUAUUGGGUAGCUGCAUGUCUUAUCAUCGAACUCUGCCCGUCUACAAAGGUGAAAUGACUUGCCCAACUUUAGGCACUGAUAUUCAAUGCUUAGACGACUCAGGCAGAGCUGUUGAAGGAGUUUUUGGAGAUAUAGUUCUAGCAAAACCAAUGCCAUCUUUUCCCCUCGGCUUGUUUGGAGAUGUUGAUGGUACUAAAUAUAAGGAAACAUAUUUUUCUAAAUAUCCAGAUAAAUUUGCCAUGGGAGAUUUAGCAGUUAUUAACCCCAUUACUAAAGGCAUAAUUAUUCACUGUAGAAGCGAUGAAGUUCUUAAACCAGGUGGGUGGAGAUUUGGAAGUACUGAGAUAUAUAACGUAGUAAAUAUUCUACCUGAAGUGCACGACAGUCUUUGUGUUUCUCAAUAUAGUAAAAGUAAAAAUGAGAGAGCAGUUCUAUUUCUAAAACUAAAGGAAGGAUACAAGUUCGGCAAUGAAAUAGUGAAAAAAGUUGAACGUAGAAUUGUGGAGGAACUAACAAAAAAUCAUGUUCCUGGAUUGAUUAUGGAAGUUAAAGAUAUACCAUACAACAUAAACGGAAAGAAGAUGGAAAUAUUAGUUAAGAAGAUUGUUAACAAUAUGCCUUACAGUCCUGAGGUAGUUAUAAACAAGGAAUCCUUGCAUUGUUUUCAAAAUGUUCCAUCUUAUGAAGACUAAAUACCACAUUGUUAUUGUCAGUCAUGUGAUUAAUAAAAUGUAUUUUUUUAAUCAGAA